This is a messenger RNA of Olea europaea var. sylvestris, 2377 nucleotides long. RefSeq names its product golgin candidate 2. Gene Ontology annotation, biological process: Golgi organization; retrograde transport, vesicle recycling within Golgi. The record is from RefSeq and is a predicted model, not a curated record. NCBI's taxonomy places the organism in Eukaryota, Viridiplantae, Streptophyta, Magnoliopsida, Lamiales, Oleaceae. Bases 119 to 2257 code for a protein of 712 amino acids. The transcript is spliced from 11 exons. Gene Ontology annotation, cellular component: Golgi cisterna; Golgi membrane.
GNAAAAAAAAAAAUUAACAAUACACUCAAAAAUAUCCCGCGAUUCAACACAGUCAAGCACCCAUUUUAGCGAUUGGAUCCAACAGUAGGAAUUUCAAUUCCGAAAAUCCGACGGUUCUAUGGCUCAUUGGAUCUCUUCCAAGCUCAAAGCCGCUGAAACUCUCCUCCAUCAGAUCGAUCAGCAAGCUGCAGAAUCAUUAGGUAAGAAUGAAAAGCCGCGAUCCGAUGAACAAGUACGUCUUGAAACCUCGACAAGAACGGGGGAAACUAGGUCGUUGAUUAAGGAACAGCUCAAAAAGAAGGUGCCAGAAAAUGUCAAUGAAAAACAUGAUUUAAAGGUAAUUAGUCGCAGUGAUAGUAGUAUUAAACGGGAUAAUGAUGUCGGGCUAUCAAUGAAUAUCAACUCUAAGUCAAAUUCGAGUGGCCCACCAACGGAUGGUGAUUGGACGGAAUUAUUGAGAGUGCCGAACAAGAAUAUGGCAGGUGGAGGUGUGACUGGGAGUCAGAGUAGCAUUGGAGCGUUAGGGAUUAGAGGUUUGAAGAAAGAUGGUAAGAAACAGGGGAGAUCAGGGUCGAAGGCACUAGAGGGGAUAAGGACAGAUAAGGACCAGAAUAAUGGUGUUCCGAAGAGUUCAAGAAAAUCUAAUGUUGAGUUGGAGAAUAACGCAAAUGGAGGUGGUAGUUUGGAUAGUGGGAGGGCAAGUGACGUUGGAGAUGUGAUGCCAAGAACUUUGAUUACUGAGUUUCAGAGUGAUGGAGGUGAAUCAGUUCGAAAGGACAUGAGUGAUGCACUUAUACCUGAUAACAAGAAUGAGGCAUAUAUAGGAAAAAAUAAAGAGUUGAAUGGCAUUGGAGAUGGGGAGAAGCUACAUCCUACAGAUGGUUUGAUAAAUGACAAUCAUCCCACGGAGAUGGUCCCAGUUUCACUUGAUGGGAAAUCGGAUAUGAAGUCUCAAUUGAAGGAUGGCGAGAGGUUUAAGAGUGCAAUGUUAAAGAACAAUAAGUCGAAAGUAGGUUCCAGAAGUUCAAGUUCUAUGAAGAAGGGUUUUUCUUCCCGAAGCGACGAUGAGUCUGAUUCUGAGACAGAUUCAACUUCAUCUUCAGAUUCAGAGAGAGAACGAGAGAGGGCAGAAAGGAUAAAGAGAAGGCAGCAGAUUCUGGCAGAAAGGGCAGCUGCCAAAGCAGUUGACGCUAUCAAAGAUCGUGAGAAUCAGGUUGCUAAAUUGGAAGGGGAGAAACAGAGUUUAGAGAAAGUACUUGAAGAGCGUGCCAAACAGCAAGUACGAGAGGCUUCAGAACUGCAGACAACAAUGAUGGAGGUUAUGGAUGCUGCUGAUUUAGAGAAGCAGAAACAUAAUAAUACUCGAAUGGAAGCACUUGUGAGAUUGUCAAAACUUGAGACCACGAAUGCCGACCUUGCUAGGUCUCUUGCUGCUUCACAGAAAAAUCUUGAAGUUGAGGUUGAUCGUAUUGCUGAACUUCGUCAAAAGAUUCAGUUGAAAGAAGGAACUCAUGAAGAAUUGAGAAGGAAAAUAUCAGCUAUGCACCAAAACAGGGAUAAUCUGGUAGCUUCAAAAGGUGUCGAAUUUGAAAAGAAGAUGCUUGAGGCAGAAUAUUCCUCUGUAACUGAUAAAGUCGAACGCCUGCAAGAAAAGACAAAGUCACUGGAAACCAACAUUGAAACAGCCAAAAGGGAAAUUGAGAAUCCAACUGAAGUGGAAAUUCAGCUCAGGCAAAGGCUUGAUCAGUUGACUGACCAUUUGAUUCAGAAGCAAGCACAGGUUGAGGCACUAUCCUCAGAGAAGGCAAUGCUGCUUUUCAGAAUCGAGGCAGUUUCAAGGUUACUGGAUGAAAACAAGUCGAUUAUGGAUUCAGCUGAUUUUCCGGGCACCUCUUCAAGAGAAGAUCUAGAAUCCGGUGUGUGGGAACACGCUAGUUCAAAGUUCAGGCCUUUAUUUAAGCAGAAAAUUCAAUCCGGGCAGCAACAGUUGGGAUUAUUGAUUCGACAGUUGGAUUCAAUCUUUUCUUCUGGUGUCGUCUUUUUAAGAAGGAACUCAACUGCUAGGAUUUGGUCCGUCGUCUACUUUAUAUGCCUUCAUCUGUGGGUAUUGUACAUUCUAAUGUCCCAUUCUGCAGUCUCAGAUGAUACUAAGUCUGGUGCUGUUGUUUCCCUGGAGAACAUCAACAAUACUGGAGGUUUUGCUCAAGUGCAUUAUACGUGUAGGGAUGGAUCUAGCAAUGAGCCAACAGAGUGGUGAAAAUGGAUUUCAUGUGACCAUCAAAAUUUUCACUGAGAAUGCUAUCGUAUUAUACAAAUUGAUGACGCUUAAGUAUAUGCUGAUGUUAAAAUUUUUAUGGAAUUUUUCUUUUUUCAAUAA